AUGUCACCCCACAGUCUUCAGUUUCUCCUUUUUCCUCUCACAGAUUUGCAACUCUCGGACUUCAGCUGGAAGAAUGAAGCUAACAAAUAUGAUCACCACACAGACAAGUACUACAGUAAUGAGCUGAUCACCAGGAGGGGCCAGCCCUUUAAACUCAGUGUUUCCUUCAACAGACCUAUGUCCUCUGGGGAUAAGGUGACCUUCAUAGCCUCCACAGGUCCAAACCCCUCUGAAUCAGCCCGGACCAGAGCUGUGAUUCCUUUGACCACUAGGCCAAGUGGCAACCCCUGGAAUGCAAUAUUCUUGAGCAACGACGGCAGCUCAAUAAGCCUCACCAUCACCAGUCCACCCAAUGCUCCUAUUGGUCGAUACACACUUACCCUUCAGAUUGCUUCUCAAGGUGGAUACACCACCACCAAUCUGGGGACAUGGGUUCAGCUGUUUAACCCCUGGCUAGAAGUGGAUGCCGUGUUCAUGAUGAAUAAUGCAGAGAGAGAAGAAUAUGUGGAGGAAGAUGCCGGGAUCAUAUACGUAGGGAGCACAAAUCGAAUCAACAUGGUUGGCUGGAAUUUUGGACAGUUUGAAGAAGACAUUCUGAACAUUUCCCUCCAGAUCCUAGACAGGAGCCUCAACUUUCGCCGUGACCCUGUCACUGAUGUGGCCCGAAGAAAUGACCCUAAAUACAUUGGCCGAGUGCUGAGCGGCAUGAUCAAUGGCAAUGAUGACAAUGGUGUGCUAUCUGGGAACUGGAGUGGUGAUUACACUGGUGGCAAGGACCCUCGGAACUGGAAUGGCAGUGUGGAGAUCCUGAAGGAAUGGAAGAAAAAUCGUUUCCAGCCUGUCCGCUUUGGCCAGUGUUGGGUCUUUGCUGGGACCCUGAAUACAGUGCUUCGGUGUUUGGGGAUUCCUGCCCGGGUGAUCACCAACUUUAAUUCAGCCCAUGACACAGACCGUAACCUGACCAUCGAUGUCUACUAUGACUCUCUAGGAAACCCGUUAGACAAAGGCAGUGACAGCAUCUGGAACUUCCAUGUCUGGAAUGAAGCCUGGUUUGUUCGAACUGACUUGAACCAAGCAUAUAAUGGAUGGCAAGUGUUGGAUGCAACUCCACAGGAGAGGAGUCAAGGAGUGUUCCAGUGUGGUCCUGCUUCUGUCAUUGCUGUCCGGGAAGGUGAUGUGAACCUGGAUUUUGAUAUGCCCUUUGUGUUUUCGGAAGUGAACGCUGACCAGGUCACCUGGAUUAUGGGCCCUGGUGACAACAAGAGGCAAACUUCCUCUAAAACCAGUUCUGUGGGCAGAUUCAUCAGUACAAAGGCCGUGGGCAGCAAUUCCCGCAUGGAUGUCACAGACAGAUACAAAUAUGCUGAAGGUUCCAAAGAGGAGAGGGAGGUGUUCAAGAAGGCUCUGGAAAAAAUGAAGCCCAGUUCUGGGGCUUUCGGCCCCACAGCAGCUGGGGCAGGAAGCGGAGGAGGGAAGCCACCCAGCAUCUCUGGGAAGUUCAGGGUCAUCGGCGGUCUGGAAGUAGGGAAGGAGGUCAACCUGGGCCUGCAGCUCAAAAACCUGACUGAAGACUGGAAGACUGUCACGGUGAACAUGACAGCCUGGACCAUUGUGUACAACGGCACUCUGGUACAUGAGGUGUGGAAGGACUCCAUUACAGUUUCUCUGGACCCUCAAGAAGAGAUGGAGUAUCCACUGAGGCUCACAUACGCUCAAUACAAAAACUUCUUGACAGCAGACAACAUGAUCCGCAUCACCGCUGUGUGUAAAGUUACAGAUGAGGCCCAGGUCGUGGUAGAAAGAGAUGUCAUCUUGGACAACCCUGCCAUCACUCUGGAGUUGCUGGACCAGGCCAGAGUGAAGACGCCUGUAAAUGUGAGGGUUCUGUUUGCCAACCCUCUGGAUGAACCAGUGGAUAAUUGUGUGCUCACAGUGGAAGGCAGUGGUCUCAUGCGGGGCAACCUCAAGAUUAGGGUGCCAUCCCUACGUCCUAAGGAACGCUCCAACUUCAAGUUUGAGAUCACCCCCCUCAGAAGUGGCACCAAACAGCUACUCAUUGAUUUCUCCUGCAGCAAGUUCCCAGCAAUCAAGGCCUUCCUGUCUGUCGAUGUGACCGAAUGA
This is a messenger RNA of Dromiciops gliroides (monito del monte), 2121 nucleotides long. It is a transcript of the gene TGM3, whose product is annotated as transglutaminase 3. Lineage: Eukaryota; Metazoa; Chordata; Mammalia; Microbiotheria; Microbiotheriidae. The transcript has 13 exons. Gene Ontology annotation, molecular function: protein-glutamine gamma-glutamyltransferase activity. Bases 1 to 2121 code for a protein of 706 amino acids. The record is from RefSeq and is a predicted model, not a curated record. Gene Ontology annotation, biological process: peptide cross-linking.